AUGAGCUUAGCUAAUGCUACUACAUCAUUGAAGAAAACUUCAUCAUCUGGUACAACAGAUUCACCGUAUCUUGGUUCGAAAAUUAGUCUUGUAUCAAAAGCUAAAAUUCGUUACGAAGGUAUUCUAUAUACAAUCGAUGCUAACGAAUCGACUGUAGCACUUUCGAAAGUACGUUCAUUUGGUACCGAAGAUCGUCCAACUGAUCGACCUGUACCAGCUCGUGAUGAAGUCUUCGAAUAUAUUAUUUUUCGUGGUGCUGAUAUUGAAGAUCUCCAAGUACGCGAACCUCCACAAAGUUCAUUAACUCAGGAUCCAGCUAUUGUUGAGUCGUCGGCAUAUCAGGAUAAUGCUCGUUCGAAUUCAAUUGGAACCAAUACUAACCUUGCAGGAAUAUCUCAGAAUGGCCAAACACGUUCAUUAUCCAAUCGAGGUACAAUGCCAUCACCACCUGUCCGCAAAGGUAAUAGCAAAGGUGUAAAAUCAUUUGAACCGUCACGUCCAUUCAAUAACAAUCAACAACGUUCAUCAAGAGGAUUUCAUCAACAAACACCAUCAUAUCAAUAUGAUGGUCAAGAUUAUUCCUAUGGUUAUCAACGACGCGUUCGUCAACAAGAUUACUAUAACGAUUAUAUUCCAAAUCGUCGAAACAAUGGUUACACCGAUUGGCCACGUAAAACACAACAUUUUUCAAGACAACCACAAAACUACAAUGACAAUGGAUAUUAUCCAUCGAGACGUCAACAACCACCAACAGGAAGAUUUAAUCAUCGCCAAAGACGAAAUUCAACCGGCGGCAUCCCUAAUAAUCAGCAACACACGCGAAACAAUCGCCAACAACGCGAACGUAGUAAUGGCAACAAUCAUUCAUCAUUGAAAUUCGUUGGUGAUUUCGAUUUUGAAAAAUCGAAUGCUGAAUUUAAUAAGAAUGCUAUUGAAGAUGAAAUUAAAAAGAGCUUAUCAAUUAAAACACCUAAAAUUGAACCAGUCAUUGAUUCACCUAAGAUUGAACAGGAAAAUAAUAAAGAAAAUCAACCGACAGUUUCAUCAUCAACACAAUCCGAGCCACAGGAAACCCAUGCCGAUGAUUAUUAUGAUAAACAAAAAAGUUUCUUUGAUCGUAUUUCAUGUGAAGCUACAGCAAAAGAAAAAACUAAUGCUCGUCGUAAUCGCAACGAAGAACGUCGUGUCAAUGCUGAAACAUUCGGUUUAAAAUAUCGUUCAAUACAACAAGGUUCAAGUCAACGUACUGGCUACCGACGAAACUAUAACAAUGGUUAUCAUCAACGAAGCUACGGCAAUCGCAAUGAUAUGUACUACGGCAAUGUAAGCAAUCGCGUGCGGGCCUAUUAA
Messenger RNA from Rotaria socialis, 1350 nucleotides. Lineage: Eukaryota; Metazoa; Rotifera; Eurotatoria; Philodinida; Philodinidae. The record is from the annotation of a GenBank genome assembly.